AUGAUCAGCUAUUUAGAAUGGCUACCUACUACGAUCAACAACCUGGGUUAUAACAAUAACAAUAAUGGUUUUUUAAUUUAUCCCUCGACAGCUUCAGCCAGACCUAGACAGUCAAUGUUUGUGAGAUGGAUGUCAAGAGUGCCAAAAAUUGACAAGUACUCUUUGGAGAAUUUGAGACACUUGGGUGAUCUACUUGAACAAUAUAUAAUUGACACUUAUGAUGAUGAAAAAAUUGUCGAGACUAUCAAAGAAAUAACCCAGAUUUUAAUUUGGGGGGAUCAACAUAAGCCGGCAAUAUUAGAGUAUGUAAAAUUGAAUCGAGGAUAUUUCUUUGAGCAAGAUAUGCACUACGAUUUCUUGCGAAUUUUAGAAAUGACAAAAAGUCCACUUGUUACAAAGCAAUUACUACAAACAAUGAACAUUUUGUUUGAGAAUAUUCACGAUUUAACUUCAUUAUGUGAAUAUUCUGAGGCCAUCAAGUUCUUUAAUUCAGAAGAAAGUAUGAUACGUGUAGCUGUUCGGACGGUGACACUAAAUAUUUUCGCAGUAAAUGACAUGACCACACAAGAAUUCAUUUUGGACAGAAAAGUGGCACCAUAUUUUUCAAAUCUGGUCUAUUUCAUAGCAAAUCACGCGUCUACGAUGAAUGAACUAAGUAAGGAACCAUAUCAGAAUCAUCACCAUUCAAAAAUUGAUUAUUAUAUAGCCGAACAUAGCGAUAUUUUCUAUUAUAUAAACGAUAUCAUCAAUUUGAACAUUGAAAAAAUCAACGAGGUUUUAACGCAUCAUUUAGUAGAAUUAUUGCUGAAACCUUUUUAUGCAGAUAGCUUAGUGAGAGAAGAGCUGCUGCCGCCAUCGAAACAACAGGUUAUCCGGAUUAGCCCAGUUAUCGCACUCGCACUCUUAUGUCACGUAUUACAUAUAUUCCGUUACCAACCGUUAGUCACAUCUAUGGUGGCAAUGCUCUUUUCCGAUACUUCACAUGAAUUAAAUUACGCCACCCCACCAUCAUCACUUCCUUCUUCUGAACACACAUCAUCAAUGACAUCAGGAUCGAGAAAUCUAUAUCGAGAAGCAAUAUUAGACUUCUUAACACCGGAUGAAGAGUCGGAUGAUAGUGAAUUCUGUGAUUUGGCUACAUUACCUGCUCUAUGUUUAAUAUACAUGUCAUGUCGAAAUCAUGCCAUAGCACCAGAAGUAUUAAUUAACACAGCAGUUUAUCCUCAAAAAUUACUAAUGGAAACACUGACAUCAAGUUCCGGAGGUUUAUUAAACGACCUUUCGUUUUCAAUAGAUACUGUUUCGAUGGCUUCAUCUGUCAUCUCCUCAUUACAAGAAAAAACAUUUUUUUCAGAGACAGGCGAGAGAACCGAAAAGUCAGACGCGUUAUUUGCCGCUGCUUUAAAACAAUCAGCAAAAAAUGAAAAUAAUCAUCAUCAUGAUCAUAAACCACGUUACAAUAAUAUGGUAAUUCCCGAGAUAAGAAUCUUUUUUGCUGAUGAUGAUUAUUAUGACGAUGUUAAGAAUAAGAAUGAAAAUAACCAUAAUCAUAUUGAGACACUAGCGUCACCGAGGGUGAAUUAUCGACGCGAGCUAAUUUCAAAGCUUGUUUUAAUUUUGUGCGAACAUUACAAUCGAUGUCGUCCUAUAACACUUCAAAUGGCGACCGAACUAUUAUUAGAGCUAAUUUACUAUGAUGGUUCGGGAGAAAGUUUAUCAGACGAGCAGACAAGGAUGAUGGCGCAAACAGAAUGCAACUUACAAGAGGAUAUGAAAUAUUAUUUCGUGGAAUAUCCCAAUUUCCCGUUAGAAUUAGUUGAAAGCGCAUUGAUGGAAUCAAAAUUCAAUGGCGAUAAACUUGUUGGUAAUAUAAUAAUGGAUGCCAAAAUAUUGUUUCCACCACUCCCUCCCGUACCACCACCACCGAUAUCAAUAACACCUUCGCGAACACCCCCAGUUCAAUUGAAAAAAGAUUAUCGUGAAGAUGAGGAUAUAUUGCAAACGCUCAAAACACUACAUCUUAUUCGGCAAUGUCGGAAACUAUUAUCACGACAAGGAAGAUCAGCAUCCGACAGAGAGUUUGACACAGAGUUUGACACAGAAUUUGACAUAGAGUUUGACAAAGAGGAUCGCCAAGAUCCGGAUUCAAAUGAUGUCCAGGAUAAUGACGAGGAGGAAGACCUAAUGUUUCAAGACGAUGAGACGCAACAAGAAAGGUUACAAAAUGCCAAAGAGUUGUCAUCGUCGGCUACUGUAAAUGCUGACGAUGCCGAAGAAGCAAAAAUUCUACAACGAAAGAAAGAAGUGUUGGAUAUUUUGGGAAUACAACAUUUAUUUUUGUAG
Molecule: messenger RNA, 2343 nt
Organism: Ambispora gerdemannii
Lineage: Eukaryota; Fungi; Glomeromycota; Glomeromycetes; Archaeosporales; Ambisporaceae
Source: the annotation of a GenBank genome assembly